Molecule: messenger RNA, 2829 nt
Organism: Tripterygium wilfordii
Lineage: Eukaryota; Viridiplantae; Streptophyta; Magnoliopsida; Celastrales; Celastraceae
Product: potassium channel AKT1-like
Exons: 12
Coding region: 91-2811 (906 amino acids)
Biological process (GO): potassium ion transport; transmembrane transport
Cellular component (GO): membrane
Molecular function (GO): protein binding; voltage-gated potassium channel activity
Source: RefSeq, a predicted model, not a curated record
GAGAGAGGUAGAGACUAGAGAGAGUGGUGUUUGUGGUUCGGUCGUGGAGGAGUAAGGACACGGCAUCUAUAUCUAGAGAGAGUGCGCAAUAUGGGGCAGAAGAAGAAGAGGACGUCGUCGUUGCUAUGUGGAAGAGUCAGUGACGGUGGUGGAGCAGGAUGUGGCGGUGCGGUUGAUAUAGAAGAUAUAUCUAGGGACGACGGCAGCCAGUACAGCCUCACCGCCGGGAUUUUACCCUCGCUUGGCGCCGCCGGUCGUAGCAAUCGUACAGUCCUUUCUUGCCGUUACAUUGUCUCCCCCUUCGAUCCCCGUUACAGAAUUUGGGAUACAUUUUUGGUCUUUUUAGUUUUCUACACAGCAUGGGUGUCUCCAUUUGAAUUUGGAUUCCUCAAAGCACCAAAGGGACCUCUGCCCAUAACUGAUAAUGUGGUCAAUGGAUUUUUUGCCAUUGACAUUGUUUUGACCUUCUUUGUUGCUUACCUCGAUAAAACUACUUAUCUAUUGGUUGAAGAUCAUAAAGAAAUUGCUUUGAGGUAUGCCAGAACCUGGUUGGCUUUUGAUGUUAUCUCCACUAUCCCCUCUGAACUUGCUCGAAGAAUACUACCCCAUUUUCUUCAGGCAUAUGGAUAUUUCAGUAUGCUUCGUCUUUGGCGUCUACGGCGAGUUAGCAAAUUUUUCGCCAGAUUGGAAAAGGAUAGGAACUACAGCUACUUUUGGGUUCGAUGUGCAAAGCUUAUUUGUGUUACUCUUUUUACUGUUCAUUUUGCUGCCUGCUUUUGCUACUUUCUUGCCGAUAAUUAUCACGACCCAAAAAGCACAUUUAUGGCGCUUUCCAUGGAAGACUUUCAAAAUCGGAGCUUGUGGGCCCGUUAUGUGACAUCUAUGUACUGGUCCAUAACCACGCUCACUACAACCGGAUAUGGUGAUCUUCAUCCUGUGAAUACAUGGGAAAUGGCAUUUGACAUUGUCUAUAUGUUGUUCAAUCUUGGACUGACAGCAUAUUUGAUUGGAAACAUGACCAACCUGGUGGUUCAUGCAACUAGUCGAACAAGGCAAUUUAGAGACACUAUCCAAGGUGCCUCAAGUUUCGCACAAAGGAACCAACUACCUAUGCGUCUGCAAGAUCAAAUGAUUGCUCAUUUGUGUUUAAAGUACAGAACUGACUCAGAGGGUCUACAGCAGCAAGAGACUGUUGAUACCCUUCCUAAAGCCAUCCGCUCAAGCAUUUCACAUUAUCUCUUCUAUUCCCUUGUUGAUAAGGUGUACUUGUUUCGUGGAGUGUCAAAUGACUUGCUGUUCCAAUUGGUCUCAGAGAUGAAGGCUGAAUAUUUUCCUCCGAAAGAAGAUGUGAUUUUGCAGAAUGAAACACCCUCGGACUUGUACAUAUUGGUUACUGGUGCUGUGGAACUUAUUGUGCAAAAGAAUGGCAUAGAAGAAGUUGUUUAUGAGGCAAAGACUGGAGAUGUUGUGGGUGAGGUAGGAGUUCUGUGUUACAGGCCACAGCUGUUCACGGUUCGGACCAAAAGAUUAAGUCAGCUGCUGCGUCUGAGCCGUACUGCUUUUCUCAACAUUGUUCAGUCCAAUGUCGGAGAUGGGACAAUAGUCAUGAACAAUCUACUUCAGCAUCUGAAAGAAUCAAAUGAUCCAGUGAUGGAAGGAAUUUUGGAGCACACAGAGCACAUGCUGGCUCAUGGAAGAAUGGACGUGCCUCUCAGUUUGUGCUUUGCAGCUACGAGAGGCGACGAUUUGUUGUUGCAUCAGUUGCUUAGACGGGGUUCAGAUCCAAAUGAAUUGGAUAAAAACGGGAGAACAGCACUGCAUAUUGCAGCCUCCACAGGAAGCGAACAUUGUGUGGUUCUACUUCUGGAAUAUGGAGCAGAUCCAAACAGCAGAGAUUCAGAAGGUAAUGUUCCUCUAUGGGAGGCAAUAAUGGGGAGGCACGGUUCUGUCAUUAAACUUCUUCUAGACAAUGGUGCAACAAUUACUUCAGGCGAUGUGGGUCACUUUGCGACAGCUGCUGCUGAGCAAAACAACUUAGAUUUGCUCAAGGACAUUGUCAAUUAUGGAGGGGAUGUAACACUGCCUACGACAAGUGGAACUACUGCACUUCACACGGCAAUUAGCGAGGGGAACCCUGAAACAGUUAAGUUCCUUUUAGACCAAGGCGCUGACAUUGAUAAACCAGACGUCCAUGGAUGGACACCAAUGGCGUUGGCAGAUCAUCAGGGCCAUGAAGACAUUCAAAAAAUGUUCCGAACCGGACAAGAGAGAAAAAAACCUCCAGUUGUCACAAUCCCCAAGCAGCAUGGAGUGCCUUAUCUUGGAAAGCGCCUUUCUAAGUACAGUAGCGAGCCCACGAUUCCUCCAUAUUCCCAUGACUGCAUGCCAGUUGUUCCUGAAGCGACUUGGUCUGAUGCUCAUCCGAGACGACCAGCUAAUAAUUUCAGCAAUUCUCUCUUUGGGAUCAUGUCAGCUGCCACUGCUGGUGAGCAUGCUUCUGAGACAAUCAUUUUUUCCUUAUAUGAUGGAAAGGAAUCUGCUGCAUCUGCUGCAUCUGCGGGUGGCUUUGCUGGUUUCCCGAGUUUGAGUGGCUAUUCAGCUAGAGUGAUCCUUACUUGCCCUGAAAAAGGUGAAGUUGCAGGAAAGCUUGUUCCAUUACCCAAGUCAAUUCACGAAUUACUCGACAUCGGUUCCAAAAAUUUUGGAGUAACUCCCACCAAAAUAUUAAGCAAGGAAGGAGCUGAAAUUGAUGAUAUAGAGGUCAUCAGGGAUGGUGAUCAACUUGUUCUACUUGGUGAUCAUGGAAAAUAAAAGUAACUAGUUGGGAAA